GCCAUGUUUACUGCUGCUGUCAAUGGGAGCGACUGCUGACUAGUAUACACAGCGGGGAUAUAUGGACAGUUAUGCGCACACUCAAUGCGUACAGCCGCUUACUUUGCAGGCGCGGUUUCAAUAUGGCGCACGAAUAUUUUGAUGAGGGUAUCCCAUCUUUACAAGAGGACAGUGACAGUGGCGAUGGCGGGGAUGAAUGGGAGGAGGUAGAUGACGACUGUCCGUCCGUCACUGUCAAUUGCCUUUUCUGUGAUGAAAAUUUUGAAAAUGCAUCUUCAGUGUGGGCUCAUUGUGAUCAAGGCCAUGGCUUUGAUAUCUCAAAAGUUAAGCAGAAAUUUGGGCUCGAUUGUUAUGGAUGUAUCAAGCUAAUCAAUUAUAUCAGGAAAAUGAGUUGUGCGCCUGCUAGCGUGUUUGCAGCUUCAGCCCCGUUUCCCUGGGACGACAACAAAUUCCUGCAACCUGUUAUUGCAGAUGAUGGCCUACUGUGGGAUGACUUUGAGGAUGAGGAUCAAGAAGAAAAGCCUUCUCUCACUGACAACACCUUGAGUAAUGGAAGAACAUGUGAAGAAACAGUGCCUCUGCAAGACUAUCUUACUCUUAAAAAAAGACUGUGUGUAAUGGAGGAUAAACUGUCGAGAGCAGAUGCUGACUUGAUGAAAGCAAGAGAUGAUAUCUCACAACUGAGAUGUGUUGCCAAGUCAUUCCUGGAUGAAGGUGACAAUACCAACCCAAGAUCUUCCACAAGCCAGAAAAAAGUAUCAGAUAUGGAGGAUGAUGAGGAUAGUGCUUAUUUCAGCUCUUAUUCUCAUUUUGGCAUCCAUGAAGAAAUGCUUAAGGACAAAGUGAGAACAGAAAGCUAUCGAGACUUCAUAUAUGGGAACCCUGAUAUCUUUAAAGAUAAGGUCGUUCUUGAUGUCGGGUGUGGUACCGGAAUUCUCUCGAUGUUUGCUGCUAGGUCUGGUGCUCGGCAAGUGAUAGGAAUUGAUCAGUCUGAAAUCAUCUACCAAGCCAUGGAUAUUAUAAGGGAGAAUGGUUUUGAGAAAACCAUUACCCUCAUCAAAGGAAAAGCAGAGGAAGUAACUCUACCUGUGGAACAGGUUGAUGUUAUUAUAUCUGAAUGGAUGGGAUAUUUUCUGCUGUUCGAAUCCAUGUUGGACACUGUUCUCUUUUGCCGUGACAAGUGGCUUAACCCACAAGGAUCAGUGUAUCCAGACAAAUGUACAAUGCAUCUGGUUGCCAUCGGAACCGGUGAAAAGAAGCAGCCUAGAAUCCACUUCUGGGAUGAUGUCUACGGAUUUAAAAUGUCAUGUAUGAAAAAAACUGUGAGUAAGGAGGCCGCCAUAGAAACCGUUGACGUAGACGCUUUGAUAUCAACGCAUUGCACCAUCAAGAGCAUUGACAUCAACUCGUGCAAAAAGGAAGACCUGAACUUUAUUUCCUCGUUUCGAUUUGAAAUAAAGAAACCCGACUUCUUUACGGGUAUAGUUUCUUACUUUGAUAUUUUCUUCGAACAAGAGGCCAAAGAGAAGGUUGUGUUUUCCACUAGCCCCGCCCACACGCUAACACACUGGAAGCAAGCAAUCUUUUACUUUCAAAAUCCUAUUCCAGUAACGCAAGGUCAAAUUUUAACAGGACACAUUUCAUGCUACAAGAACUUAAAAGAGCCACGUUCGCUUGACGUUAGAAUCGAGGUGGUUGAUAAGGGAACAGAAAAGGUGCUCUGUGAUCAGGAAUUUCUACUUCAAUAAGACCUAGAUUUGACUUUAAACGUGGAAUUACGGAAAUCUUAUGUAUGAAUUGCUUGGACACAUUUACAUUACAUUAUGAAGACUGGAAUUCUUGUGAUAGGCGAGUCAAGUGUGGAUUGCAUUUACAUCUCUAAAACAAUACUGGAAUUUGAGUAAUUUUAUUUGUAAAAUCUUGGACACCUUCAUUACUGUUUAGAGAAUGGAACUCAGAGUAUUGUAAUAAGUAACUUGUGGAUUGCCUGGACGCUUCAAAACUACUGUACGGAGACACAAAUUCCGGCAACUCUGACUUGUCACAGUGAGGUGUUUUACUUUGAUAAUUCCUGGUUUUGCGCUUCAAUUAGAACUGUGCAUGUGUGACUCAUGUGAUGUCAUCCAAUCUGAGAGAUGAGUGGUGAUGUUUAUGAGCUCAUGUUAGAAUACUUUCCAAUAACAAUGCUAAUAAAGUAUUUAUGGUUAAGUUGA
Nematostella vectensis (starlet sea anemone) is the source of this 2213-nucleotide messenger RNA. Its product is annotated as protein arginine N-methyltransferase 3. Gene Ontology annotation, cellular component: nucleus. NCBI's taxonomy places the organism in Eukaryota, Metazoa, Cnidaria, Anthozoa, Actiniaria, Edwardsiidae. The transcript has 20 exons. Gene Ontology annotation, molecular function: protein-arginine N-methyltransferase activity. The coding region runs from base 72 to 1748 and encodes 558 amino acids. Gene Ontology annotation, biological process: peptidyl-arginine methylation. The record is from RefSeq and is a predicted model, not a curated record.